Molecule: messenger RNA, 1602 nt
Organism: Vicia faba (fava bean)
Lineage: Eukaryota; Viridiplantae; Streptophyta; Magnoliopsida; Fabales; Fabaceae
Source: the annotation of a GenBank genome assembly
AUGUUUGUUACACUUUGCUUUGCUCUCAUUGGUUGCAGUAGUAUAAACCAUACUAUAGCACCUUCUUUGUCUUACUCUUAUUCGCAUCCAUUUUCGCACAAUCCAAGUUGCUCUCUAACGCGGAAUUCCACUGAGAAUUUUGAGUUUUCGACGAGCAAAGAUGAUCAUAUUUGGAACUGUGGUGAAGGGACUAAUGGUUCUGUUCAUAGCAGGUUUAAACCAAUUGGUGAUGGUGUUGUUGGUUUGUCGAAUCAUGGAGGUGGAACCGGUAUCAGUUUGUUCAUGCAACAAGGGAAUAAUAGUCAGUAUAAAACUACUAGUUCGGAAAAUCAUUCUUUUUUUCCUUCUGAAUUGCCUGCUAGGCCUAGAUUUGAAGCUCAUUCGGGGGAUUCAAGAGGAAAUAACUCAGAGAAUCUGAGAGUGUUUGAAGGUUUAGAUGGUGGUAAGAUGAGGAAUAUUUUAAGACCAGAGAGAAUUGUUUGGGAUAUUGUUUCAGAAUCUGUCCUUAUUGUUUCACUGACAACUCAGGAGUUUACCGGUGAAGUAAUGGCAUCAACUCAGGAAUACUUGAAGAAUCUGAUUGAGAACAAGAAAGAAGAAUUGGUCAGCCUUCAAAACCGGCUUGAGAAAAGGUCUGAUCUUACCAAGGAUAAUCUUUCAAAGGGCAAUAAAGUUCAAUUAGAGAUUUUACUUGCCAUCAAGAUGGGGCUGUCGAGCUUCUUAUACGGUAAUCUUCAAUUAUCUGAGAUGGUAGAGAUUUUCUUGUAUAGGAGAUGUAGAAAUGUUACCUGCAAGAGUUUGCUUCCUGUUGAUGAUUGUGACUGUAAGAUCUGCUCGGGAAAUAAAGGGUUCUGUAGCUCUUGUAUGUGUCCUGUUUGUUUGAACUUCGAUUGUGCAAGUAACACUUGUAGCUGGAUUGGAUGCGAUGUUUGUUCACACUGGUGCCAUGCUGUAUGUGGCCUCCAAAGGAAGCUUAUCAAACCAGGGCCAAGCUUGAAGGGGCCUUCUGGGACCUCGGAAAUGCAGUUUCAUUGUAUUGGAUGCGGACAUGCCUCAGAAAUGUUUGGAUUCGUCAAAGACGUCUUCAUGUGUUGUGCAAAGGAUUGGGGACUUGAGACCUUGUUGAAAGAGCUUGACUGUGUCAGGAGGAUUUUCAUGGGAAGUGACGAUCACAAAGGGAAGGAAUUGCAUUUUAAAACCGAUGACUUGCUAUUAAAGCUUCAAACUAAAAUAGUAUCUCCUUCAGAUGCCUACAAUUACAUCAUGCAAUUUUUCAACUACGCGGAGAACAUGACAAACUAUCCGGCUCCUGGUUUUUCUUCAAAGGAAUUGGUAGUCCAUCAAGCCAACCUUCCAAAGGACACAAUAUCUCUUCCAAAAGCUAACUCUUCAAUACCAAAAUACCCUUAUGACUCAAGCUACUCGAGGCCACAUUCCAGUGCUUCGUCAAAAGAUCUUCAUCAAAAAGACCUCAAAGCUUCCAUCUUAAGCGAGCUAAAAAACGACGCUGAUCUUCAACUGGCAGCUUUACAAAGCAAAAGAAAUUAUUAUGUUGUUUCUAUCUGUUUGUUGUGCAGGGAAAAAGGAAAGGAAGAGUUAUGA